GGAAAACCUCACAUCAAGGGAACUUAAUCUGGGGAGUAAAACUGGUGGCCACUGCGGCUCCAGCAUUCAAACUGAGCAUCUUCUGAAGCUAGCAAGAAUUUGUAAACCCUCAUGAAAUAGGCCAUUCAGUUUCUGUCUAACUGCUGAGCUGGAAAACCUUCAUUGACCAGGAUGUGCGGUCAUGUAGAGAGACUGGUUUUAGUCUCUUUUCUCUUCAUGACAUCUUCACCUGUUGCAGAUGGUCAGAUCAGACUAGCUGGGUCUGGGUCCACUCAGUGCUCUGGAAGAGUUGAAAUCUAUCACAGUGGCUCAUGGGGAACAGUCUGUGAUGAUGACUGGGACAUUAAUGAUGCUCAGGUGGUCUGCAGACAGCUGGGCUGUGGGGCAGCAGUAAAUGUCUAUCAAUCAGCUCACUUUGGUGAAGGUACAGGACAAAUCUGGCUUGAUAAUGUGGCCUGUUCAGGAACUGAAAGUUCUCUAACCACAUGUCAACACAGAGGAUUUGGGAAACAUAACUGUGGACAUGGUGAAGAUGCUGGUGUCACAUGUUCAGUUGGACAGAUAAGAUUAGUUGGAUCAACUCAGUGCUCUGGAAGAGUUGAAAUCUAUCACAGAGGCUCCUGGGGAACAGUGUGUGAUGACAGCUGGGACUUAAAUGAUGCAAAAGUGGUCUGCAGACAGCUGGGCUGUGGGGCAGCAGUAAAUUUCUAUCGAUCAGCUCACUUUGGUGAAGGUACAGGACAGAUUUGGCUUGACGAAGUGGCCUGUUCAGGAACUGAAAGCUUUCUAACCGCAUGUCAGCACAGUGGUUUGGGGAAACAUGACUGUGGACAUGGUGAGGAUGCUGGCGUUGCCUGUUUAGACAAACCAAAACCCAGGAUCUCCAUUAGUCCUUCUGGUCAAGUUACCUGGGGUCAGAAUGUCGCCAUCACGUGUUCGAUCACAGCUGAUCAGUUAAGUGGAGCAUUUAUCUUCACAAAGACCUCAGGCUCAUUCAGCAGGAGAAUAACAUCAAGCAGAAACUCUGCUACCCUCAGUAUCUCUAAUGUAAACCUUGACAAUGAGGGAUCCUACCAGUGUCAGUUUCAGAGGGAUUUGAUUCCAGACUCCAACGCCCCUCUAAGUGAUUCUGUGAGACUCUCAGUGACAGUCAACCUCCCAAAGCCCAGAAUCACCAAGAAUAUUAUUGGUGCAGUCACCUGGGGCCAAACUGUGAGCAUCACUUGUUCAAUCUCAACUCAGCAUUUAGGUGGAACAUUCACUCUGCAGCAGACCUCAGGCUCAUUCAGGAAAAGCCAAACAUCGAGUACAAACUCUGCUACCUUUAAUAUCCCUCAAGUGACCUUCAGUAAUGAGGGAUCGUAUCAGUGUCAGUAUCAGACAAGAGUUUCAAGUCGAGACUUCAAUCCCUCAAAGUGA
Messenger RNA from Maylandia zebra (zebra mbuna), 1419 nucleotides. Lineage: Eukaryota; Metazoa; Chordata; Actinopteri; Cichliformes; Cichlidae. The record is from RefSeq and is a predicted model, not a curated record.